Molecule: messenger RNA, 4588 nt
Organism: Cydia pomonella (codling moth)
Lineage: Eukaryota; Metazoa; Arthropoda; Insecta; Lepidoptera; Tortricidae
Gene: Gyc88E
Product: soluble guanylate cyclase 88E
Exons: 17
Coding region: 904-3621 (905 amino acids)
Biological process (GO): cGMP biosynthetic process; response to oxygen levels; nitric oxide-cGMP-mediated signaling
Cellular component (GO): guanylate cyclase complex, soluble
Molecular function (GO): heme binding; oxygen sensor activity; guanylate cyclase activity
Source: RefSeq, a predicted model, not a curated record
CAACAUAUAAAUAGAUAAGUAGGUUCAUACAUUACUCAAUGAUAGUGUUACAAGUUAAGUUACGUUACGAAUCAGAGUGCCAAAUAGCUUUUUCAGCCGUAUAAAAGCACACCAAGUUAAUUAAGGUCGUUUUUGUCCUUGGCCUCUAAUAAAAGGUCUAUAAAUCUUGCGAGUUCCGGGUCCGGAUUAAAGAGAAAGAUACCAUAGAACCGUAGAGCGUUUAUAGCUGUUUUUCACAAAAUUAACUAAGAUUUUGUCACGCAUUUUAUGCAAGCGCAAGACGAAACAAUGAUAUAAAAUAAACAAGAUAUUCAACUUGUGCGUGAUACUGAUAGUGAUAAUAGUAAAAAGCCAUAAAAUAAUAAGUGUGAUAAUUCCCUAAUUAAAAAACAAAUAAAUAUAUCAUUGUAAACUAAACAAUUUAAUCAAUUCAAAGCAUGAUUCUCAACACGACCUUUAAAAAUAAAUAGUUCAAAACAACCCUUUAAGCAUAUUAGGUUGGCUGAAAAAGGAAUAAUCGCACAAUAUAACAAAUCCCAAAAGUUACCCAACUCAAAAUAAAUUCACACCACAAAAGCGACGUCAUAUGAACAAAAUUAACAGAUAGUAUUGCAACUGUACCUAGAUGUAUAGGGUUCAUUUCGUCUCGCCGGGGUGCAGCGCGCCUGCGAAACGUUCCGUCGACUCAGUGGGCCCAAUUUGCUCAGUUGGACGUUUGACGCAACCCGGGCCACUAGUCGGUCAAAAAAAGAUGUUUCCCGCCUUCGCACUCGGUGAUGUUUUGGCGCGUAAUUCAAAGUGAAUUCUAAAUUUAAAAGUGUUUGUGUUUUGUUUGUGGUGUGUGCUGUGACAUUGAGUUAAAAAGUUAACUUUCUUUUUUCUUUGGAUUAAAAAGGCCUCAAAAUGUACGGGUUGCUACUAGAAAACAUGGCGGAGUACAUCCGGCAAACGUACGGCGAGGAGCGCUGGGAGGACAUUCGGAGGCAAGCCGGAGUCGAGCAACCCUCGUUCUCAGUCCACCAGGUCUACCCUGAGAACCUCAUUACCAGGCUUGCCAAGAAGGCUCAGGAAGUAUUAGGCAUCACAGAGCGAGAAUUCAUGGAUCAAAUGGGCGUCUACUUCGUCGGCUUCGUAUCCCAAUAUGGCUACGACCGGGUCCUGUCAGUGCUAGGCCGUCACAUGAGGGACUUCCUGAACGGCCUAGAUAACCUACACGAAUACUUAAAGUUUAGCUAUCCUAGGAUGCGAGCGCCUAGCUUUAUAUGCGAGAAUGAGACGCGCCAGGGACUGACGCUGCAUUAUAGGUCGAAGAGGAGAGGGUUCGUCUAUUACGCUAUGGGACAGAUCAGAGAGGUAGCCCGUCACUUCUACCACAAGGAGAUGCGAAUAGAGUUGCUAAGGGAAGAACUCCUGUUUGACACAGUUCACGUGACCUUCCAGCUGACAUUUGACAAUCGAGCGUUCACCCUGGCGUCUCUGGCCAUGACACGGGAGGAAAAACAUCUGCCCAUCAGCGCCUCUGUGCUGUUCGAGAUAUUCCCGUUUUGCAUCGUUUUUGGAUCCGACAUGGUGGUCCGCAGCAUCGGUAACUCCCUGAUGGUGAUCCUGCCCGACCUAGUGGGCAAGAAGAUCACCAACUGGUUCGAUCUAGUCCGGCCGCUCAUUGCAUUUAAGUUUCAGACUAUCCUUAAUCGGACGAACAACAUCUUCGAGCUGGUGACCGUGGAAGCAGUCAUCCACGAGAAGGCCACAGACAAAAGGAGCGAGAUCUUGAAGCUGUCGGAUGAGUCUGAUGGGACCACAGAGAAGAAUUUGAGGCUUAAAGGUCAAAUGAUCUACAUGGACAACUGGAGGAUGAUGAUGUACCUGGGAACCCCUGUGAUGCCGGACCUCUCCGCGCUGGUGUCCACAGGCUUGUACAUCAACGACUUGUCCAUGCAUGACUUCAGCAGAGACCUGAUGUUAGCCGGCACGCAGCAAUCUGUGGAGCUCAAACUAGCCCUGGACCAGGAGCAGCAGAAGAGCAAGAAACUAGAAGAAUCCAUGAGAAAACUGGACGAGGAGAUGAAAAGGACUGACGAGCUCUUGUACCAGAUGAUACCUAAGCAAGUUGCCGAUCGACUAAGGAAGGGAGAGAACCCUAUUGAUACGUGUGAGAUGUUCAACAGCGUAUCCAUCCUCUUCUCCGACGUGGUGACUUUCACGGAGAUCUGUUCCCGCAUCACCCCCAUGGAAGUGGUAUCCAUGCUCAACGCCAUGUACUCCAUAUUCGACACACUUACUGAACGGAACCGGGUAUAUAAGGUGGAAACUAUAGGAGAUGCUUAUAUGGUUGUAUCUGGGGCUCCUGAAAAAGAAGACAACCAUGCCGAGAAAGUCUGCGAUAUGGCACUUGACAUGGUGGAAGCCAUCACUGACCUUAAGGAUCCUAGCACAGGCUCUCAUCUUUCAAUCAGAGUGGGCGUCCACUCCGGCGCAGUGGUUGCCGGCAUCGUAGGUCUCAAGAUGCCUCGCUACUGCCUCUUCGGAGACUCCGUCAACACUGCUUCGCGUAUGGAGUCCACCUCGGAAGCCAUGAGGAUCCAUAUAUCGCAGACAACGCAAGAGCUACUCUCACCAUCUUAUAUGGUGCAGGAGAGGGGAGAAAUACAGGUUAAAGGAAAAGGCUCAAUGAAGACCUACUGGCUCGAAGGCAGAGAGUCCAGACCGUCCCUAACCAAGGUGAUAUCGCCCCAACUGCAACCAGGCAUGGAGCCAGAAUGGGAGCGAGCGGCUGAUGUCAGAGACUCCAUCGCCGAGUAUUCCGCGCAGCAGUUUUUGAAUAAAGAGAACAAUGCUUUGCAGGCGGCCAAUACCGCGCAGAAUUCUGGACCGAGUUCGUUGGCAAGUCUAACAGGGAACCAGCUAGCUCAGCCUUCAACCCCAACUGUCCGGAGCCAGGGGCACGCCACACCAACAGUUACGUCACCAGUGGAAGAACGACGGAUGUACUCGCCUGUCACGUUCCAAGAUGUCGCACGACGGAGCAUAGCCAACUCGCCGAACCGGACCGAGAAGCCCAGAGAUUCGAGGUCAAAUUCGACGAGUCUGGGCGGCAACUGGGCUGAUGCAGAGUCACUCGCCACAGAUCCUACGCGGACCAUCGACAGCCUCAAUUCUACUUGUUACAGUGCGACGUCCCCUUGCAGAAACGGUACCGCGCCCCCCUCCAAAGAAAGGGAGGACAGCUUCGGAGAUGCAGCUUGCGUGGCUCGAAUGUCCGCAGUACACUCGGCGCCGCCCGCGUGCAUCGUCACAGAUUCGUCACAUCAACACAGCGCAGAGGAAAUAGAAACCGACACAGAAUACCAAGACGCACACGAGCUCAGCAAUACCCACAUCUGCACCGUCUCUGAAGGCAUAGCGGAAAACCCCAAAUCUGGCAAAGUAGGACGCUUUAAAGCACGGAUAGCCCCCCACAAAACCUGCGUCACCAAACCCCACAAGGAAUCCCUAAAGGAUAAAAACCCCCCGGUCCACGGGCACCAUCACACGAAGAACGUUAAUCACCACCAGUGUUGUGGCGCUUUCGGAAACCCACACGUGAGACAUAAAAAUAAUUCUAGCUGUCAACUUAUUUAGGCUUUCAGUUGAACACGGGUAGUUACACUUUAAAUAGGCCUAUUAUGUCGUUAAAAACUUAGUGAGACUCAAUUUGACUUAUUUGAUGACAGCAGAUAUCGAACAAUUUGGUGAAGUCUAUACACUACACCGCCGCCAUCUAUACACCGCCAGAGAAAUGUCAACGCUGUUUCGUGAUAAGAAAGUCAUGUCACAAAUAUGAUGUGCUGUUAUUACAUUAUCGAAUUGAGUCCAUCGGUUAAGGAUAAUAGAAAUAUUGAUGUUGUUGAUUGGUCACAUUAAGCAAAAAUUAGGUCAUAAGUAUUAUCAUAAUUGAUUUAGUAUUAUAAUUCAGUCAACCAGAAUCUGAUCAGAAAAAGAAUCAGAAGAGUUCAGGACCAGAACCGACAGAAGAAAUAUGUAAUAUCUUUCUUUUUGUCAAAAAUGCAAGUCAGUCGGGCAUUUUUUUCUUGCAAAUUACAUGUGAGCUUCCUGGAUUCAUGUUAUAGAUUCUGACAUUCCAUGAAUAUUCAAGUCUAAGUGAGUAAUUUAUGCGGUUACUAGUGUAAGCAUCUACUUAUUGGAAUCAGAAUAUAGUGAACGCAAGAGAUAUUUUAGUUUAUUUUCAUACUGAUAGAAUACUAGGUGUGCUAUCACAAUUAUUUAGUCCGGGAAAGUAUUAUUUUAUUUGUUGACAUUGGAAUCGAUAAAAAAUACUCAUACAUUUAUAUACAUUAUUUUCGUGACAUGGAUAUGGCCAUAGUUUUUAUGACAUAUUUUUAUUGUUACCCAGUCGUAAAAACAUUUCAGUGAUAUGUCAUACGUAAGAAAUUAAAAUUAGAACAUUACAGAACGCACUCUAUAAAUAACUCAUUAGAAACAAAUUUAGUAUUUUUGAAGAAAAUGUACUUUUUAUGCAAAUAUUAUAGGUUGCUGUUGCUUCAUCUAAAAGGCUAUUAUUUUUCAUGAAGUGCAAUAAAUUUAUACA